AUGUCUUCCGAAACACCAGCAAACAGUGCGCCAGAGACCGCGCAGACGGCCCCAGCGACAGAAGAAGCGGUCUCGUACAAGGUGUUCAGACCAGCACAGUCAGGACCAGCGUCGCCCCCACCCGAACUACCCGACUCGUACUUUCAACCUACGGCCGCCGACCUGCAGCUCGCCCAAGCCCAGCUAAGCGCACGCACCCAAGCACUGACGGAGGCCCCCUUCAAGACGAAGGCAGCGAGAGAAGCGGAGGAGAAGGCUAAGCGGGAACGAUGGCCCACAACGAGGAUUCGAGUGAAGUUCCCCGACGGCACGCAGCUGGAGAAGCACUUCCCGUCCACGGACAGAAUCAAGCCUGUGUAUGUCUUCGUCCGGUCAUGUCUACGCGACGACGUGAAGCCGAUCAAGUUCAUCCUUUACCAACCCCCGAGACGUGAUCUGAAGAACUCAGACCCGAAAGUCCGCGAUCUCUCCCUGGCUGAGCUACAGCUCGCCCCUUCGUCCGUUCUCCUGCUCAGAUUUGAAGAUCCCGCGCUAAACCAUCCCACCGUCCCUGCGCCUCUCCUUCCUUCUGUUCUCUCGCUGUCCGAAGACCUUCCGGCGCCACCAAACUUCGACGCAGAGCCUUCCUCGCGCAGCACUUCGGGAUCUUCCACGCCCGCCCCGAGGCUGUCCUCGAGUACACUCAUGCAGGGUGCGGAGAAGAAGGUGCCCAAGUGGUUCAAGAUGGGUUCGAAGAAGUAGAGAAUGAUUUAUUUGACGCUGGAGAGUCAGGAACGCGUCCUAGGACUGGCGGUGUUGUGAUUUCUUUCCAUUUAUCAUUUACAGGGGAGACAAUGCAACAUGUACGAGCAUAUACAACGACAAUGACCACUGAAAUUGUGAAGAGGAGGCACC
Gloeophyllum trabeum ATCC 11539 is the source of this 894-nucleotide messenger RNA. RefSeq lists its product as uncharacterized. Gene Ontology annotation, molecular function: protein binding. The coding region runs from base 1 to 741 and encodes 246 amino acids. The transcript has 6 exons. NCBI's taxonomy places the organism in Eukaryota, Fungi, Basidiomycota, Agaricomycetes, Gloeophyllales, Gloeophyllaceae. The record is from RefSeq and is a predicted model, not a curated record.